UCCACCACUGCCAGCAGGUGCUCGUGGCAGGCUGCAGAGCCGCCUCACAGCCUUACUGUACACACGGAUGGAGGAAUAACUUGGCGACAUGGCGGAUCGAGAGAAGAGGAAACCUGGCUCUCCGUCGGGUCGUCUGCCCCGCGGUCGCGGCAGCAUCCGCGUCAAGUCACCGGCCGGCUUCAGGCUGACGCACGACAUCAGCCUUGACGGAUUCGAGGAUGACGACCUGUCGGAGAUCACGGAGAUCACCGAUGAGUGCGGCGUCAGCCUCAACUGCAACGGCCUGGAGAUCAAGGGUCACAUGCGCCGGGGAACCAGUAGCAUGUCGGGGAGGGCGGAGCUAGGCGCCGUGGGCCACCUCCAGGCGGAGAUGCUGCAUUUGGAGCUCAUCGACGGGGCCGACGGUUACCGCGGCGACACGGAAUCCUCCAAGGUGUCGGCCGUGGCAACCCCGACCGCGGCGACCAAGGACUCCGCCACACCUGUUACCAUGGACACCUACCGACCCAAGAGACCCACGACCCUUAACCUCUUCCCCAUCGUGCCGCGCACUCAGGACACAUUAAACAACAACUCUUUCGGGAAGAAAUACAGUUGGCAGGAAAAGGUUUCCCGGUCGUCCUCCCCUCAGAAAACAGGCGAGGUCUCCCCCCCCCAUGAGCACAGCUGCCUGAGUGACGAGGACAAGAUGCAGGGCGGGGGCGCCCAGACCAAGGACCGCGGCACCUCCACCGACGCCCCCUGCAGGCACGGCAAGGCCCAGCAGAAGCCCCCGGCGCCGCCCCCCCCGCCGCAGAACUACACCCCCGGACCCCUGCACCCGGCCGGGGCGGGCCGGGCGGCCGACGCGGCGGCGGCGGAGCCCCACCCCCACCGGGAGAGGAUCCGCUACCACACGGCGGACGUGCGUCUGGAGCCCACCGAGGAGAUCUACCUGACGCCCGUGCAGCGUUCGGCCGACGCCCUGGACCCCCCCGCCGACAAGGAGCGGCCCUUCCUGUCGCAGCAGGCGGAGCAGGUCCGCAUGUCCGUCAGCUCCGACACCGAGGGCCCGCCCCCCUACCAGCCCCUCCCCGACCGGACCGACGCCUCCAUCCACGAGGAGGACGACGACCUCGAUCGCCGCGGCGACCGCGCCCUUCGUCACCACGGCGACGACGAGGACGACGACGAGGAGGACCAGUACGAGGACGACGAGGUGUACAUCCCGCCGCCGUCGUACGCCUCCUGCGUGGAGGCCCUGAUCACUCCCCCGCCGGGACACACCCCCGCCCCGGACCUCACGCCCCGGGCGGAGCCUGGCGGGGCCGGCUGGGGCGCCAUGGCGGUGCUGAGGGGGACGGGCGUUGGCGUGGAGUACGUGGACGCCGGCGACGACAACUACGGCGCCGGCGAGGACGAGGACGUGGACCGCGUGAUGAUGGACGGCCGGCGCCGCCGCAGGAGGAAGGGCGGGGAGGCGGGGGAGAAGGGAGGCGGAGCCGGCGGGAAGGCCGCGCCCCCGGCCAGGACUUCCAUGAGCUCGGAGGCCAGCGGGCUGUCGUACGACUCAGUCAAGUACACGCUGGUGGUGGACGAGCACGCGCAGCUGGAGCUGGUCAGCCUGCGCCACUGUUACCACGGCUACAGUGACGACAGCGACUCGGCCACCGUCUACGACAACUGCGUGUCCUCGCCCUACGAGUCGGCCCUCGGGGAGUACGGCGAGGAGGAGGAGGAGGAGGAGGAGGAGGAGGGGGAGGAGGAGGGGGUGGGGGCCAGAAGGAGCGAGGGAGGGGCGAGGCGGGAGGCCACGGCGUGCCUCUCGGACGAGUCCACCCCCGACGGAGACCUCCACUUCUCCAAGAAGUUCCUCAACGUCUUCAUGAACGGACGUUCUCGCUCUUCCAGCGCAGAGUCCUUCGGUUUGUUUUCCUGUUUGAUCAACGGAGAGGAGAGGGACCAGAGUCACAGAGCUGUUUACAGGUUCGUCCCGCGCCACGCCGACGAGCUGGAGCUGGAGGUGGAGGACCCCCUGCUGGUGGAGGUGCAGGCGGAGGACUUCUGGUACGAGGGCUACAACAUGCGCACCGGCAGCCGCGGCAUCUUCCCCUCCUACUACGCCGUCGAGGUCGCCAAGGAGGAGGCUGAGAGCGAGAGCUCCCCAGCGAAGAGCAGCGAAUGGAUGGACAGAUACCGGAUGAAAUUCCUGGGCUCAGUCCAAGUGCCCUAUCACAAAGGGAACGAUGUGCUGUGUGCAGCCAUGCAGAAGAUCGCCACAAAUAGGAGGGCGACCGUUCAGUACAACCCGCCCUCAUCGUGCAUCCUGGAGAUCGAUGUCAAAGGCAUCAAGCUUGUGGUCCAGGAUGACUACUAUGCUUGUGACCAGAGCCAUGAGUGCAACCACUUUUUCCAGCUGAAGAACGUCUCAUUCUGCGGCUUUCAUCCGAAAAACAGCAAGUAUUUUGGCUUCAUCACCAAGCACCCGGCAGACCAGAGGUUCGCCUGUCACGUGUUUGUCUCGGAGAACUCCACCAAACCCCUGGCUGAGUCAGUAGGGAAAGCCUUCCAGUUGUACUACAAACAGUUUGUGGAGGUGUCGUGCCCGACAGAGGACAUCUAUCUGGAGUAGCUGAGCCACGCCUCCCUGUACAGUACACCGUGUGACCCCGUGUCCUAAAAUAGACCUUUUGCAUGAAGGAACAAAACACUGAAGCAAAAUCGUAAGAGUUUACUUUACCGGAAGACAUCUUUGAAAGGGGAACAAGAAGCCAAGAGGAACAAGCGUCGACAACAAGGUCCUUUUAAAAGAAGGAGCAACUAUGAAGAUAUCUGUGUACUUAAAUUGGAAUCCAUAAGGGGGUGGCCAUGCUCUACCACACAGAUAAAGCACAAACGUUAUCGUGCCAGAGUGGUUGCUCUGGUACUGGUUAGCAUCCAGCCACAACGCCCCCGUGGGUCACACAAACCCAGGGGAGUUCACAGGGGAGGACUAGUCCAGGGAGACCACUCCAAUAUCGCAACUUCACAUUGUUUCUCUCUGCAGGUCAGUCUGACCUCCAGUUGAAAACCUCUUCCAAAAAUGACAAAAUGAUAGGACCAAUCAGUGCUAGGGGAAGGGGCUUCAGUUCAUGAUGACCAAUGAGGGCCUCAGACUGCAAAAUAAACAUUAAGGCGGGGCCAAAAAGAAGUGUAGCAAUCUGAACAGUUUUCUCUGAAAUUCACUGAAAAGCGAUGUAAACAGAUUGAAACAGAGAAUGAUGCACUGAAGGACUUUCAGUCGAACAACGUAUCGCAGGUCCAUAUUUAGAAAGCAACACCUGUCCAACCAAGUCCAGGACAAUAUCCAUUGUGAAAAUAUGUGGAUGGUCUCACUGGGCUGGUGGGGUCUACCUUUGCUUCUGGGAGGGUGGGCUUAAAAGGGGCUUGUGUUCUUGAGUGUGAUAUUUUGAUGGAUAAGCGCGAGUUAAGCGGUGGUUUGAUGUUGUUACGCCUCGAGUAAAAAGGUUGAUUAAGCUUUACGUUAGAAAGAGGAAAAAGCAAAACAAAGGGUCGGUGACGGACUUAAAACCAUGGCCACUAACUCCCUGAGCCUGACGCCCAGAGUCCCCGUGGUGGGGGCGUGUCCUGUGAACCCCAGGGGGCGGAGCUCCAGGCUGCGACACACAACAUGGGAGCUAGCACGCCGUGAGACUAGACUUAAUAAAUGAUGCCAACAGGUCGUGGAAUAACGCCUUUCUGGCAGCUUCUAUCAGUCGUAUUACGAAGCUGAGCUAAUAGACGUACAUAAUUUGCUUAGUAACAGUAAAGCCUUCCUUCGUCUGUUCCCUCUCUUUUUUGAGUAAUACAGGGAAUCUGCGGGGUAAAAUCUACUGAAAUAACGCUAGUUCUCAGUUUAGUCUAUUAGCGGUUAACGCUCUCUGGUGUAUGAUUAAUGUUGAUUUACACAACCCUCCAUCACAGUGUAACACCACCGAUAGCGGCGUAGUCAAAGUCUGAACAAUUGGUAAUGAUGUACAUGCUGUCGGCAGUGUCAGACGUUUGAAGAUGAUAGCAAAUUAUAGCGAGUUAGCCUGGAGGUGCUAAAGCGAGAGAGGUGAUUCCUCUGUCAUUGGAUUCUUACUAUAGUGCCUGUUCAUCUUACCAUACAAAUAUCGUGACCUAAUGAACAUUGUUAAGACUUUUAUUACUUUAAAUGUUGAACGAUGAGAAGAUUUGGUUAAUUUAUUAUGAAAGGUGAGGUGUGUGUCAGUGUGGAUGAACAUUGCGGUACUUUUUUGGUUAAGUAUAAUCACCAGUCGUAAACUAAUCUUUUAUUUUCACAAAACGAAAACUUCAGUUGGUGAGUUCAUUAAAGAUCUCACCAUUAUCAAUUCCCUUUAUCAAAAGCAAAUCAGGCGAGUGUGGAGGAAAAGUACUGUACAGUAUUAACGGGGUGUACAGAUAUGCCAUAUAUAAAUACAUAAUUUAAUAACUGUAAUUACAAAUAUGACAAUGUAUGAAUUCAAUAUAUAGUAUGUGGAAGAUAUCUUAUUUUGACAUUUUUUAGGUGUGAAUUAUUCUUUAUUUAAAAACUUUAAUGCGGAA
Molecule: messenger RNA, 4566 nt
Organism: Gadus morhua (Atlantic cod)
Lineage: Eukaryota; Metazoa; Chordata; Actinopteri; Gadiformes; Gadidae
Product: C-Jun-amino-terminal kinase-interacting protein 1-like
Biological process (GO): regulation of JNK cascade; JNK cascade
Cellular component (GO): cytoplasm
Molecular function (GO): JUN kinase binding; MAP kinase scaffold activity
Source: RefSeq, a predicted model, not a curated record